Anopheles funestus (African malaria mosquito) is the source of this 6027-nucleotide messenger RNA. It is a transcript of the gene Myb, whose product is annotated as myb protein. Lineage: Eukaryota; Metazoa; Arthropoda; Insecta; Diptera; Culicidae. Bases 2232 to 4415 code for a protein of 727 amino acids. Gene Ontology annotation, biological process: regulation of DNA-templated transcription. Gene Ontology annotation, molecular function: RNA polymerase II cis-regulatory region sequence-specific DNA binding; DNA-binding transcription factor activity, RNA polymerase II-specific. The transcript is spliced from 8 exons. The record is from RefSeq and is a predicted model, not a curated record. Gene Ontology annotation, cellular component: nucleus.
CGAAGCAAGCGAAAACGGUCGCAAAACGCGUAACGACGGGGACGUUCCCUGAGUUUUUGAGUCAUUUUAUUAGCUAUUUUGUACCACUAUUUCACAAGUGUGCCCAAUUACACGUGCGUUUACGAUGAAGCAGACAUGGAGUGUGCAGUAAUUAGUGCAACAAUUGCUGCCUAACUAGUGCUUAACGUCCGAUUGCCACAAGCAGAAAAUGGAUCCAUUCGGUUUGCCUGCUACGCCACCCAACAGCAGCUGCCAAUAGUGUGUGUGGUUGCGUGAAUAAAAAUUCAAGUGAUUCCGUUUCGGUGGUGAAUCCUGUGGCAGGAAGAACCCAGCUAAUGCAAUUGCCAACCAGUGAAGGGUUUUAAAGUGUCGUGAAAGUGUUGCAGACGAGUGAUAAAAGUGAAGCGCUAUACCGUGUGUUCUGGAUACGUUUCGCUGUGCGUGUGUGUUUACUUCGUUUCGUGUUCGCCCUGUGUACCGCGUGCCGUACUGUACCAUUUUACACUUAUCAUCUAGUCAAGGAAAAAGUCCGGAAAGUUAGAGCCUACUCUGUUUGUUUAUGUUUCGCCAGCAGAAGCACAGAUUGCAAUUGAUAUAUUUUGCUUUUUUAACGUAUCAAUCCGUGAAGACUUGCGCACCAGCGGUGCGUACCAUUUUGAAAGCUUCCCCCACUAGCCAAUGGGGGCGCAUCGGCAAACGUAUCCAAAUUAAAUAAAACCGUUCACGUAAAAACGAACUGUUUUGAUACGUUUCUCCUAAAUCGUUCUGACAAGUGCGAAAUAUUGCGUACCAGCGCAACGCAUAGGGACAUUCCAGCAAGGAGUCGUCCUCUUGCCGUCCGGGGGCCAAAAAUAGACCCACAGCAAGGGUAAACAGUGUAGUGAAAUCGGUACACCCUGCAGUACCAGCAACAGUGGAGGGUAGAUUCGUUCCUUGCGUUAGGCUGCCCAACAUUCUCUAGGGGUGUUUCUUGUUUGCUACCCUCCUGGAAAACAGUGUUUUGAAGCAUUUUUGCGUACACACCACAGGGGUGUAGUAUUCUGUGCUACAGCCAAGGGACACAGCAAAGAAACGGUGCGACCCUCUCUUGUCGCGGGUCCGCGUUCGGUACUCAAGCUCGCUUCGCGCAUCAAAUCGCUUCCUGGGACGAUUAGUCUGUUCCCCCUGGUGUCUAGCGCUAAGGGGUAGUCCGAAAAGCGGUGUACGGAAACAGAAGGGAAGAGAGAGAAAGAGAGAGAGAGAGGCAGGAAGGUAAACGCCACCUUAUGCUGCCGCGCGCCUGUGAAUGUGUACGCGUGUGUUAAAGGUGCGCGCAUGGUGGCUAGUUGCAUGUGCUAGUGUACUUGCGCUAUCAAUUAUCAUGCUCAACCCGAUGCGCCGGUGAAAAAUUGUCUUAAAAGCACAAAAGAAAAAGUUAUGCAAAAGUGAUCCUAUUUCCUCUGCGCGUUACGCGACGCGGGACAGCGCGCUCACUGUUGUAUAUUGCUACUCUGUUCAUGUGUUCGUGUGUGUAUGUGCGCGCGUGUGUGUUGGUGAAUAAGAAAACGAAUAGAAGCAGAAAAGGAAGAGCCCAUUACACGUGCGAUCACAUCCUAGUGUUUUUUUUUUGGUUAAAGAGUGAGCAAGAAAGAAUGCGACAAGCUUAGAGAAGAGAUAGCAAUAGAAGCACCCUUAUGUUCGACAUCACCACCCCUAGAGUGACGGUGUAUUAUUGCAUUGCCUAGGUGAAGGAUAAAUGUUCGCCUGUGCGUCUGUGUGUGUGUGUGUGGAAAGGAAACAAUAAAACGGGGAAACGAGUGAAAACAUAAAGGGGGCGCCUGGCACCGCACACCGCCUAGAGCAUCGAGCGUGAGCGGAAACAAAACAUCUGCCGUGGAAAUAAUUAUUAAACGCACGGCAUAUGCUGUGAGACAAGAGACAAGGAUAACACGAUCGUACACUUACACAAGCACCCAAUAAAACGUGUGCGAGGGAGAUCGAAGACGAAAGAUCCUGUGCCUAGUGUUUCGGAAGUGGGAUCCUAUCCUAUUGUGGACGGUCGCAUCUUCAUCCCGGUGCCGAGAGACAGGAUCAGGUCCUGUUUCAUGUGUAUGCGUGCAUUAAGGAUUGCAGAUAUACAUCCUUUUGUAUAACGUGUGCGUGUGUGUGCUGCUGUACUAGGAAGUUGAUUGAACUUUUGCAUACUUUCUGUUGGGGUAAAAAAUAAGAACAUCCCUUCGACAGGAUCAGCUAUGUCGGGAACAAUGGACACCUCGGAUGAUGAUAAUUCGGAGCACUCGCAGGGAGAUAAGUCCGUAAAAUCUCGCUGGACCAAGCACGAGGAUGCCGCCCUUAAACAGCUCGUCGAACAGUACGGUGAACGGUGGGAUAUCAUCUCGAAGCUGCUAAAGGAUCGUACCGACGUCCAGUGUCAGCAGCGUUGGACGAAAGUAGUGAAUCCCGAUCUGAUUAAGGGUCCCUGGACCAAGGAGGAGGAUGACAAAGUGGUGUCCUUGGUCACAAAGUACGGUCCAAAGAAAUGGACACUCAUCGCACGGCAUCUUCGGGGGCGCAUCGGCAAACAGUGCCGCGAACGAUGGCACAAUCAUCUGAAUCCGAACAUUAAAAAAACCGCCUGGACCGACGAGGAAGAUCAGAAGAUCUACGAAGCGCACAAGCAAUUCGGUAACCAAUGGGCAAAGAUCGCAAAGCUGCUACCAGGCCGGACGGACAAUGCGAUCAAAAACCACUGGAACUCGACGAUGCGCCGCAAGUACGAAGGCCCAGAUGCAACCCGUCGACGGGUGAAGCUUAUCUCAUCGUCACAAGCGCACCAGCCGCAUCAGCUGAUGCACCAUGACUAUCAGCAGCAGUCGGGUGGCUCGAACAUGGAUAUGGACGAGAGUGGUGAAUCGAAGCCGAAAACGAUGCGCUAUCCACCGCACGAAAGUUUGCAAAACAUCAUUCGCAACAAUCGCAAAAAGCCUUCGAUCGAUGAGCAUAAGUUUAAGGACGAAAUACCGAUCGAGGAGGGUCAGAUCGAUGAUAAGGUGGCCGUAUCGACUGAGCAGGGUGAUUUCCUGAUACGCCCACUACCGGACCGGGAAAAGCAGUACGUCAUUGAGCCGGUAUAUCCAACACGGCUAAAUAUGAAAUUUUUCACCGAAAGCAAUGCGGCCAACAAUAAUAACAAUAUUACCGAAACGUUGCCAACUGCCGGUGGAUAUCCGAUGGCAAUCGGUGGCCAGCAAUAUCUUCCCGCCAACAUCGAUUUGCAUGAGCUGAUUAAUGCGACACGCAAUGAGGAUAGUGGCGUGGAGCAGACGGAUCAGAAAGGACGCCAUACAACGCCGAACAUUCUGCGACGAAAGCGCAAAUUAAAGGAAAAUCAAGAUUUGCACGAACUACUGUCGAUGCAGGGGCACUAUAAUGAACAGCAAGGUACAGCUGGUAAUGGGGCAAACGGUGCACAGGGCACUAUGCACACCGGUCAGGAUGGUAACGGUUAUCAUCGUGUCGGUGCGGAGAAAAUGCACCUUUUAUCACCGUCCAUUACACCGAUCAAGCCGCUACCUUUCUCGCCGAGCCAGUUCUUGAACUCUCCCAGUCUGAACGUGUCCUUCGAUCAGCUUCCCGCCAGUACGCCCGUCAAACGAGCAACAGUUAAACAGAACGACACUAGUCUAUUAAGCACCCCAGUUCCGGCGAAAGAUGUAUCGGUAAAGGCUGAACCGCUGAAACACGAACCUGAGAAACGUGCAGAAGAAGCUGAAGAUGAUGCUAAAACUAAAACACCACUGAAGGAAGGUGGAAAAGCGCCGGUCGAACCACGCACUCCGACCCCAUUCAAGAAUGCAAUGGCGGAGUUAGGAAAGCGACGCUCGGAAAUCUACAUUCCACCGAGUCCCGCACGUAUUGGGGAAGACAUUGCGGAAAUAAUGAACCAGGAACAGGCGAAAGAACACUCUGCCGAAACUUCGUCAACGUUGGCAAGUGGCAGUGAUGCAUCGAUGGACAAUAAAACAAUCGUCAACAACAACGACCCAUCAACGGUUACGGUUGAUGCGAAGGAAAUCACUGUCCCGGCGCGAAAUGGACAGUUGUCACCGCGCAUUGCAAAGAAACCUUCCUCUUCCUCCAUGUUUACGAAUCAAUGGGAAAACUCCGACAUGAGCUUUUUUGCCGAAACACCGAGUAAAUCACUUAUUUCGGACUCGGGAGUAACACUUUCGCCAUCAUUACGGGAUCAACUGUUGCUGGAUGGCGAUGCAAAGGAUUGUAACAAGUCCAGUAUAAAGUCACCGGUGCUCGUCGACCCGAAGUGGGAAAAGUAUGCAUGCGGCAAAACGCGUGAUCAUAUGAUCGUGUCGCAGCAAGCACAUGGCUGCUUGAAGAAGACAGCACUUCAGCCACGAUCGUUGAACUUUUACAAAUAGACGAAACGAACUUUCUGCUAACCCGAAAACACGACCGACGCGUACGUGUACCAGUAACUUGUGCAAAAGCAAUCAAUUUAAAUGCGUAGGAUCGGUGCUCUGAACCACUAGUGAAGUAAGACAACAAAGCGUUUAUGGUAGAUGUUACGGUUUAAGCGUUCUUAAGAUUAAAUAACUAUAUGAGAUAGAUUAUUGCAAAAUCUAGCAUACGGAUACAGCCGAUCAACGCACGCCUAACGAAAAGUGGUCGUACCUGGGACUUUCAACAAAUGUUCCCGUGACAUCCCUCUUACGUAAACUCCCCGUUAGAAUUUUCGUAGAGGCAUACAAAAGUAGAUUUAAGGCGUUCAAAACUAACCAAAAACCUCAUUUUAGGUAAGAAGCAAACUAACAUUCAUCUUCUUCGUACAGCAAAGUGCUCGUACGUAGAAAGAAAAACAUACUUGAUUGCACAUAUACAUACAUAUAUAGGUAUAUAUAUUUUGAAAAAAUGUUUACAUAUUUUUUCGUUUCUUUUCAUAAGCCCACUUGCAUGAUGAAAAAGGUACCUUAGAGAUUCCUUAAACAAAAACAAUGUUUGUCAUAAUUAAAGUGUUACAACCAAGUUUCACGUUCACACCCACAGUUCAAUCGGUAGCUAUAUUUUGAUAAACGUUUUGCACACAAAAUUAAUUGAACGCGUAUUGGAGGACAGAUUUAGUAUCGUUUUUUUUUCAUUCUAUUUGCUCGUUUGAAGCACACAUAAAUGCUAGGCUGACCAUCUUUAAGGGAACAUAUAUAUAUUUUUUUUAAAUUCACACUAUUUAGAUGCAUUUGACGACCCGUAGUGAAGCUUAACAGUCAGUUAUAUUUUUUAAAUAAUAUUUAGCAAACUCUUGGCCACAUUUUUGUUCAAAAGAAGGGAAGUAUGUUUAAAUUGUUUAGCGUGGUAGUUCUCAAAUGAGUCAUAAGAAAGGGCAAAGAUGCGUUAUAUAGUUGAGAACAUAUAAAUUAUAGAAGCGAAGUGUGUGACAAACGCCCCCCCCCCCCCCCUCGAAGAAAUAGAUAUUUUUGAUAAAUGUAUCUUGUAAUUGUUCACAUGCGGUAGUAAUAGGAGCGCCGUAUACGUUUGCAAAUUUAUUUUAUUUAAUAUUGUAAAAGUUUCGUAUCAGGGCAAUUUUUUUUCAUUUUUGCUGUAAUUCAAAGUUAGAUGGGGAAAGAAAUAAAGUAAUACAUAAUCAAACAACAGCUCAAAAAAAAAAUCAUUCUAAAUAUUUGCUUAUUUGUAUCUGAAAAAGGUAUUGAAGGCAUGGCCAGAUCUAGCCACACCAGUGCUAGAUAUCCUCCAAAAAGUACGGUAUCCGAUAUCCGGCCUUUAUCACCGUUUUCCAAAAAUCUAUCCUUAAUAUUAGCAUUUGGCUCAUCAAUAUUAUUUUAUAAUGCUUCAUCACCGGAGAUCAUCCUUGCCGGAUUUUUUUUAAAUGGCACGGUCGUAAAAUGCUUCUUUCAAGCAGCGGUUCCUUUCAUGGUCUACAUCUGAUAAGAAUACACUUUGCCUGUGUAUUGUUUAUCAUUUGUUCACUCUUUCUGGCUUCGUCUUUCCGUUUGGUGCAUUCGAUCUAGACCUGUGAUG